Lotus japonicus is the source of this 3313-nucleotide messenger RNA. Its product is annotated as WEB family protein At3g02930, chloroplastic-like. The coding region runs from base 342 to 3008 and encodes 888 amino acids. Gene Ontology annotation, biological process: reciprocal meiotic recombination. The transcript has 3 exons. NCBI's taxonomy places the organism in Eukaryota, Viridiplantae, Streptophyta, Magnoliopsida, Fabales, Fabaceae. The record is from RefSeq and is a predicted model, not a curated record.
UGAAGACAUACUCACACGAACUAACCACACUCUGCUAGAUAGCAAUGGGAGAGAGAAAGUGAGAGUGAGUGAGAGAGAUACUGAAGAAAAUGGUUAACACUAACAGCAGUUAGUGAGAGAAACACAAACACAAAGUGGGUUUGUUUGUUGGAGACAAGAAAACCAACCAAAUUUAUGUUUUGUAACCUCUCUCCAAUUUUUGAGAAAAAGAAAACAUUUUGAUCUUAUUCUGAUCUAAAAUUUGUUCUGUUUCAUGUUUUUUUGAUAAUGCUGGAACUUGAGCAUUUCCAAUUCUGCAACUGAGUAAACCCUUUUCACUCUCUGGUGUUUUCUCCACCACCAUGGCUUCGAAGUCCAGAUCCGGUUUAUCUGAAACUCCCAACAAAGCACCACCAGCUACUCCUAACAAAGCACGGCCGUCAACUCCCAACAAAGGAUCACCUGCAACUCCAAGAGUUAGUAAACUCGGCAAAGGAGUGUCCAAACCGGAUUCCGAGUCGCCAUCGCCUUUGCAGAAUUCUCGCAUUUCUGCAGAGAAAUCGAUAUCUCCUUUGCAGAGUACGCGUCUUUCUGCAGAGAAAUUGCCAUCACCUUUGCAGAAUUCGCGUCUUCCUGCAGAGAAAUCGCCACGAUCUUUAAAUUCAAAGCCCAUUGCUGAGCGGAAAUCACCAAGGCCCACCUCCACCACACCUGAUAAGCAACCCCUAAAAGCUGCGAAGGGUUCAGAAUUGCAAAUCCAGUUAAAUCUUGCUCAAGAAGAUCUAAAUAAAGCAAAGGAACAGCUGAUUCAGGCUGAGAAAGAAAAGGCAAAAGCAAUUGAUGAGCUAAAAGAAGCACAGAGAGUGGCUGAGGAAGCAAAUGAGAAACUCAGGGAGGCAAUGGUGGCUCAAAAGCGGGCUGAGGAGGACUCUGAGAUCGAGAAGUUCCGAGCUGUUGAAUUGGAACAGGCUGGACUUGAAGCUGUUCAGAAGAAGGAUGAAGAAUGGCAGAAAGAGCUUGAAAGUGUGAGGAACCAGCAUGCUUUGGAUGUGGCUUCUCUUCUCUCCACCGCUCAGGAGCUUCAGCGCGUUAAGCAAGAACUUGUCAUGACUUGUGAUGCAAAGAACCAGGCUUUGAGUCAUGCUGAAGAUGCAACUAAAAUUGCUGAGGUUCACAUGGAAAAAGUAGAGAUUCUUUCUGCUGAAAUAGCACGGUUGAAGGCCUUACUAGAUUCGAAGCUGGAAACAGAGGCUAGUGAGAACAAGAUUGUAUUGGAGCUGCAGGCUGAGAUAGAAGCUCUAAAGCUAGAACUUGAAAAGGCAAAGGGUUAUGAUGAAAAGUUGAUGGAGAAAGAGACUUAUAUUGAACAGCUUAAUGUGGAGUUUGAAGCCGCGAAGUUGGCUGAAUCUUACGCACACUGUAUGCUAGAGGAGUGGACCAGAAAAGUUGAGGAGCUAGAAAUGAGGGUUGAAGAAGCAAAUAAGUUAGAGAGAUCUGCAUCAUUAUCUUUGGAAUCUGUAAUGAAAGAGCUAGAAGGAAAUAAUGAUUUGUUGCACGAUGCAGAAUCUGAAAUUUCUAGUCUUAAAGAGAAGGUGGGAUUGUUGGAAAUGACAAUUGGUAGACAGAGAGCAGAUCUUGAGGAUUCAGAGCAUCGUCUUCUUGUGGCUAAGGAUGAAAGUCUUGAAAUGUCAAAGAAGAUUGAGUUUCUCAAAUCCGAACUUGAGACAGUUAAUGAAGAAAAGGCUCAGGCUUUGAAGAAUGAAAGGGUUGCAGCUUCAAGCGUGCAGUCCCUGAUAGACGAGAAAAACAAACUUAUUAAUGAAUUGGAGAUUUGUAGAGAUGAAGAAGAAAAGACUAAAAAUGCAAUGGAAAGCUUAGCUUCUGCAUUACAUGAAGUAUCUGCCGAGGCUAGAGAUGCCAAAGAAAAGCUAUUAGCCAACCAAGCUGAACAUGAAUUCUAUGAGGCCAAGAUUGAAGAUUUAAAGUCGGGUUUGAAAGCUACUGACGAGAAAUAUGAGUCCAUGCUUAAUGAUGCGCGACAUGAGAUUGAUGUUCUGACUUGUAGUGUUGAAAACCAUAAGAAUGACAUCGAGAACUCUAAGGCAGAGUGGGAGCAGAAAGAACUUCAUCUUGUCAAUUGCUUAAAGCUAACAGAAGAAGAAAACUCAUCCUUGGGUAAAGAAAUAAAUAGAUUGAUUUAUUCACUCAAGAAAACGGAGGAAGAAGCUAGUGCCAAGAAGGAGGAAGAAGCUCAACUGAAGGAAAACCUGAAGGAAGUUGAGGCUGAAGUGAUCCACCUGCAGGAAGCACUUAAAGAAGAAAGUGCUCAGAGCAUGAAAUUGAAGGAGAGGUUAUUGGAUAAAGAAAAUGAGUUUCAAAACAUUUUUCAAGAAAAUGAGGACCUCCGAUCCAGGGAAUCCACAUCUAUUAAGAAGGUUGAGGAGUUAUCUAAGCUGCUUGAAGAAGCUACAAUCAGAAACCAUGCUGAAGAAGAAAAUGGGGAUCAUACAGACAGUGAAAAGGACUAUGAUUUGCUUCCUAAAGUAGUUGAAUUCUCGGAAGAAAAUGGACAUGGAGGUGAGGACAUAUCUAAAGUAGAGGUUUCCGCCAAUGAAGAGAACGGACUCGGACGAAGCUCGCUGGAAGAAAGUAUUCUCUUGAAUGACAAGUCUGAAAAAACUGAAUCUCCCAAACCUGAGAAUGUGAAUGGAAAACUGAAGGAAGAUGAGAGCAGAGAAAAAAGUGAUUCAGUAGAAGGGGAAUUUAAAAUGUGGGAAAGCUGCACGAUAGAGAAAAAGGAGUUCUCACCAGAGAGAGUACCAAAGCCUGUAUCCUAUGAAGAGGAGGAAGUUGAGUCAAAGAAAGAAGAUAGUGUGGGCGUUGAGCAGAUAAAUGGAGGCUCUGUAACCGAGAACAUUGAUAAUGGUGGUAGCUCACCCUCUAAGCAACAAGUGAAGAAGAAGAAGAAGGCUUUGCUUGUUAAGUUUGGAAGCCUGCUGAAGAAAAAGGGUGGUAGCAACCACAAAUAGAAAAGUGCUGUACUUUGAACAUGACACUGUUUGCAUCUAUUUGCUUUAUAUUUUUUCUUCUUGAAAUAGCUUUUAAAGAAUGAUGAGGCUUGUAAUGUUGUUUAGGAUUCUUCUCUAAUCACUUCUUUUGGGUUGAGAUUUUCCAUGUUGGUAGUAAAUUGUAUGUGCUGGAAUGGAAUUACUAUUUUUUUUCCCCUUUUAUUGCUUUGACCCUCCUUUAUAGAUUUGAAGAAAGUGGCUAAGAUGGCUUGUAAUUUCAUGCCACCCCUAUUCUAAUGAAAGUUCAGUUUUAAUGUUUCUCAAUA